CACAUCUUCAUUCUCCCCAUCCCUGUAUCUCCUUCCACCUACACUCAAAUGGCGGCACAUUCCGACUCUCAAAUGGACAAACUCACCUCCGAUAUAUUCUCCAUUCUCGAAAACAAUUUCUUAUUCGGUUACGACAAUCCGUCGCAACAAAUCAAAUCCCCCACCGGAAAAAUCAGAAUUCUCUCCAUUGAUGGAGGUGGAGCCACCGACGGUAUCUUAGCCGCCAAAUCAAUUCUCCAUCUAGAAUCCUCCCUCCGCCGUAAAUCUGGAAACCCAGAUGCCCACAUUGCAGAUUUCUUCGAUGUUGUUGCAGGAUCAGGAAUCGGUGGUGUUCUAGCCGCUUUACUUUUCACUAAAGGAAAAAAUGAUCGGCCAUUGUUCACCGCCGACGAAGCGCUUAAGUUUGUGACGGAGAAUGGACGGAGACUUUGUCGGUCUUCUAAACAAGGUCUUCUCCGCCGAAUUUUUCAGUCUCCGGUGAAGGUUUUUGACCGGACGUUUGGAGAUUUGACGUUGAAAGAUACUCUUAAAACGAUUUUAAUCCCGUGCUACGAUCUUACCAUGGGCGCAUCGUUUGUGUUUUCUCGUGCUGAUGCGGUGGAAAUGGACGGAUGUGAUUUCAAGCUGAGUGACGUGUGUGCCGCCACAACCGCUGUUCGUGGACCUGCUAAAACAUUUUCCGUCGACCGGAGAACGAAGAUUGCAGCUGUCGGUGGUGAGGUUGCGAUGAACAACCCGACGGCAGCGGCGAUCACUCACGUCCUAUAUAACAAGCAGGAGUUUCCGUUUUGUAAUGGCGUCAACGACCUGCUUGUUGUGUCACUGGGUAACGGAGAGCCGUUAUCUGUUAUGGCCGGCAACCGAACUCCGUCGCGAACGGCGCUGGUUAAGAUCGUCGGUGAAGCAGUUUCCGACACGGUUGAUCAAGCGGUAUCAAUGGCAUUUGGACAAUCGCGAACAAGUGGUUACGUACGUAUCCAAGCAAACAAAGGCUUAUUGGAUCUUGAACAACAUAAUAAGGAUGUAAACAUGUUGUUAUUAGCAGAUAAAAUGUUAAAACAACAAAACGUGGAAUCAAUACUAUUUCAUGGAAAAAAAUGUAACAGUACGAAUUUAGAGAAGUUAGAGUUAUUCGCAGGUGAAAUCUUGAAGGAAAACGAGAGGCGGAAGACUGAUGUUCUACCUUUAGUUUUACUAAACGAAACAACUACAUCGUCUUCUGCAAGAUCAUCAUCGGCCACAACACUGUCCACUAUCUCAUCAAGUUAAUCAGAUUGAUAUUGUUGUGUUUUGAAUUUUCCGCCGACACUACUAAUGAAACAGUGUAUGUGCUGGGUUACAUAUCCAAAUUAUAGAGAUUGUUUUCGUGAUUGUGUUGUGUUUGAUUUUUCAUGUAUAGUUACUUAAUAGAAGUAUUAACAAAGGUUUAAGGGAGGGCUUAUCACAAGGGUUGAUUUUUUCCCCCUUGUAGCAUAAUUUUAUAGUGAAGUUUGUUAUUGUGGUUUGGCUUGGAAAGGUGUGAUCUUCUUUGUUUGGAUCAUUUGAUAUUUUCUAUUGUAAAUCUUGGUCCUGUAACAAUGAUGCGAUUAUAAGUUUUAUUUAUAUGAUAUAUGAAAGAG
Lactuca virosa is the source of this 1619-nucleotide messenger RNA. The record is from the annotation of a GenBank genome assembly. NCBI's taxonomy places the organism in Eukaryota, Viridiplantae, Streptophyta, Magnoliopsida, Asterales, Asteraceae.